CCCCCCCCCCCCCCCCCCCCCCCCCCCCCCCCCCCCCCCCCCCCCCCCCCCCCUCCCUCCCUCUCUCACUCUCCCUGCUUCUGUUCAAGUCUGCCUCGUCUGAUUAGGCGUCAAGACCGUCACUUCAUCUUCCCAUUCAGGCGUGAUCUCUCUGGGUCGAUGCAUUGCAUGGAUGCGGUGGGCACUCUGCGCCAAUUGUUGCCCGAACCAUUCGGUCGGUGCUAUCCUUCUAAUCAGCCAGCAGCUGUGGACCGGUCUUUACUACUACUUAUAUACAGCCGUUGCCGUCCGGUUUUCUUCGUGUAGACAAAAGACCAUUUUACACUUGCCGCUACUUGCCGCGUUCCUGAUUCUGCUGUCUACUACCUUACUCCAUCCUCACUUGCCUCUGCGUAUCUUUCGGCUUCACGGUGGUUCAUGGACCCGUUGUCCACCUUGUUCCCCUUCGUCACCACCACCACCACCACCACCACGGCUUCCUCAUCGUCACCAUCACGGAGUCGGAUGAUGUCCUCUCAUGGACCUACGGUGAUCCAGGAGCUCUCGUCGUACCUGUCUGCGGGUUCUGCGGAAAGCAUGCACCACCAGCAGCAGCAGCAGCAGCAACAACAACAGCAACCUCAGGUGCCGGUAGGCCUAGGAAUCUCGCAUUGUCGUAUGGAGGCUGUGGAGCAGCCCCAACUGAGCACGCAGUUGCACACUUACCCAUUGCCCCGCUGGCCGGAGACUGGGGUCCCCAACGAGUCGUUCUAUGACCCUUCCUUGCCUCCUGGUCUGCGGGCAGUGUCUGCAUGCUACGAGCCGUACGGUCUUCUGACCCCCGUCUCAUCCUCUCCGGUCAGCCUCUACGAGACACAACCCGGUUUUGGGCCACAUAAUCGGAUGGAAGGGCAAUGUACCACGGCGUGGUCUUAUCCUACUCCUCGUUCCAGUAAUACGGUUCCACCGCAGACGAUCGGUGCUGCCAUUGUAGAGGAACCGCAAAAGUUUGCUUGGGACCAGACCUUGUUCAUAACAGCUCCCACCCAUGUGUCACCACUCCUGGCAGAUGUCCCUCUGAUGGUCGCCAAUCCCCAUCACCACCACCACCACAAUACUGCUUGCCCCGUAUUCGCUCCUCCGCUGCCGUCAGCCCCCAAUGGGCGCCAACCUCUUCUAGAACUCGACACUAACACUGCCCAACCGGUUGCUGUCGGCCAUCGGCUAGUUGGCAUUGGAGAGAUGGGCACCCAGCAAACCCCCCCACGGGACACCGACAACGAUGAGGGGGGAAGAACGCCAGUCAAGCGGAAGAGACCCCGUCCUGACGGCCUGCAGUGCACCGAGUGUGGGUUCACCUUCACUCGACGGUCGAACUGUCGGGAACAUAUGAAACGGCAUGAUCCGUCGCUCAUGACUCCCCAUCCGUGCGAGGUGUGCGGCCGGGAAUUUGGCCGACGGUCUGAUCUCAAGAGACAUGUGGAUUGCAUCCAUCGCGGAUUCAAGCGGUUCAGCUGUGACGAAUGUGGUCGGCGGUUCACUCGUCAAGAUACCUUGUCGAAGCACCAGCUUGACUGUUCUCAACUCAAAGUCCCGAAUCAGAUAGACAGCACUGACAGCACUUGGGCACCGCCCCCGGACAGGCGAUCGCCGUCCUCCUCUCCUCCCUCGACCCCUCUGAAACGACGGGUUCGCCGCAGACGAGCACAGGGAAGAAAGUAGAUUUCUUUUCUUUCUCUCUCCAAUAUACUCUCGCCGAUCAUUUUGCAUUCCUGAUUCCGUCUCCAUCUCCAUCCGGCGUUGAUCGCCCUUGAUGGAUUGAUUGUGCAUUCUGCUUUUUUCUUUUUUUUCUUUUUUUUUUUUUUUUU
This is a messenger RNA of Penicilliopsis zonata CBS 506.65, 1847 nucleotides long. RefSeq lists its product as hypothetical. Bases 418 to 1701 code for a protein of 427 amino acids. NCBI's taxonomy places the organism in Eukaryota, Fungi, Ascomycota, Eurotiomycetes, Eurotiales, Aspergillaceae. The record is from RefSeq and is a predicted model, not a curated record. Gene Ontology annotation, cellular component: nucleus. The transcript has 3 exons.